Messenger RNA from Arabis nemorensis, 626 nucleotides. Lineage: Eukaryota; Viridiplantae; Streptophyta; Magnoliopsida; Brassicales; Brassicaceae. The record is from the annotation of a GenBank genome assembly.
AUAAAUCCAAUGAAUUUUAUCGGUUCUGUAAUUGCCACGGCCACUGCUGCAAACGCUGCUGCAACAGCGGUCCAUGCUGCUGCAGCUCCCAUAGCUGCCGGAGCUAUCACCACGGCGAAAAACGUCGGUUCUGCCGCCGUGACUUCUACAGCAACGGCCGUCCAAGCUGCUGCAACCGCCUUCAACGCUGCGGCAGGUCCCGUAAUGGUUGCCGGAGCUGUCACCACGGCGAAAAACGUCGGGUCUGCCGCCGUGACUACUACAGCAAAUUAGGUUGGAGAAAAGGCAUUGUCUCAGGGUCCCGACAUAAAAAAUUGAAACCGAAUUCUUCUCCUGGAGCUUCUCCGUUUGUUCAUCUUCUUCUUCCACAACCGAGGAUGUAUCCAUGGAGUAGGUAUGACUCUGGAGCCAAAAAGAGAGCAAGAAGAGCAAGAUUAGAAGCAUCGAACAAGCCUCAAACAAAUGCAUUGCACAAGUAUUUUAAAAAAACUGAAAAGCUUGAUGAACCUGUGGGAAAUGAUGAUGAGUUUGAUGAGCAUAUGGAUGAUGAGAAUCAAGAAACUGAUGGGAACGAAGAAGAUGAUGGGAAUCAAGAAACUAGGGCCCCAUUUUUUAUCUCGUCUUAG